GAUCUAACUCCGGCUUGUAGAACCUUAUCCAAGAAGGGGGAGGGGAGUUCAUCAUUGCAACAAGUUCUUGAGCCUUGUGCUUUGAUCAUCUCUUCCACAGCCGCGCAUACAUCUUUACUCACGCUUAAAUGACACCAGUUCCAUCCUAGUCAACUGUAUAUAAGUCGCUCCCCGUCUUCCUUUCUCCUCAUCAUGGCGACAAAAGCUGCUGCUACACAUUUCCUUCAGUUCCGGAUCCAGUACUCCAGCAUUGCGCUCAUCUACUAUGACUACGCUUUGACUUUCCCCACAGAGGUCAAGUACGUGUGGGGCUCAAAGUUCAGGUUGUCAACUGUUCUAUAUAUCUUUUGUCGUUACGCUCUUGUUGCGAACGUCCUCUAUCUCCUAGCUAUAGCCAAGAAAUUAGGCGCCAGGGUAUUUUGCGAUACAUGGUAUAAAAUCAUCGGGGCACUUAGCGUUUUGGGGCGAGCCGCUAUCAUUGUGGCUUUCACUGGCCGCACAUAUGCCAUCUUUGCUAGGAGCAGAAUUAUUCUGUUUUACCUUGUCGCCAUUGGCUUGACAUGUGUCAUACUCGACAUCAUGCAUGUUCCAGGACUCAAGUGCGUCGGAUCAUCUAGCAAUCCUCUUGGUAAUGACAUCUUCUUGCUCUCAAUGAAAGCCACUGAAGUCUCCGCCGCAGCAAAUUUACUCCUCUCGAUACUGAUGGUCGUUUUUGAGUAUUCAUCUGCGAUAUUGAUGACGAUCCGAAGCAUUCAAGCGUUUAAAGUUGGGGGUCCCUGGAAGGCUCAACGACGGGGUUUCGCAUAUCUUGUUUUCGAGCAAGGCAUCCUCUAUUUUGGUUUCGUCUCGUUGUUCACGACUGCGGCUGUCAUUUUGAACUCGGUCGCACCGGCGGGAUUUUUCCAGCGACUACUUAAUGCAUUGACACUUCCACUUUCGGGUCUACUAACCGCCCGCUUCCUCCUCCGCCUCCGCGUGUGGGAACACAAACAGUCCGUCGCAUUGAUCGGUGGAAAUAACUCGCGGCAUACACAGACCAUGGAAUUCCGUGCUCCGUCACUGGUUGAUGAGUUUGGUGAAGAUCCGGUGUCAGUGGCAGCACGCCAGGAUGAGUACAUGUUAGAGGAGAGUAGGAAGGUAUCCCAGGAGAAUAUGCCAUCUACCUCGAGCAUGGUUCCUGGGUAUCAUAAGACGUCGAAGAUGACUACUGCUCAUACUGAGAGCAGUGGAUAGUUCUCAGCUAGUAGGAAAAUCGCUAUGCUAAAAUUUAUCUUUCAUUGUAAUUGGAUAUUACAAUAGAUACGACACUCGCUAUGCUAAUGUCUAGGUAUAGACUCGAACCAUCCGGAUCGACUGUUAUCGAGUUUCAAAGGCACUGCCCCAGACUGAUUCGAGCCUAGUCUAG
Molecule: messenger RNA, 1405 nt
Organism: Guyanagaster necrorhizus
Lineage: Eukaryota; Fungi; Basidiomycota; Agaricomycetes; Agaricales; Physalacriaceae
Exons: 12
Coding region: 193-1233 (346 amino acids)
Source: RefSeq, a predicted model, not a curated record